Messenger RNA from Oncorhynchus tshawytscha (Chinook salmon), 4080 nucleotides. Its product is annotated as protein kinase C alpha type-like. Lineage: Eukaryota; Metazoa; Chordata; Actinopteri; Salmoniformes; Salmonidae. Gene Ontology annotation, biological process: protein phosphorylation. Gene Ontology annotation, molecular function: zinc ion binding; ATP binding; diacylglycerol-dependent serine/threonine kinase activity. The transcript has 17 exons. The coding region runs from base 355 to 2472 and encodes 705 amino acids. The record is from RefSeq and is a predicted model, not a curated record.
UGAAAAGAGAUUUCCAUCUCUCCAUCUCUUCUCCCUCUUCACCCUGUGUGGGUUAACUUAACAGAUACAUAGCAGUCCACUCCUCUGUCUUCUCUCGUUCUUGGAAAGCUUCAAUCUCAUCCCUUGUUACUUGCUCUUUUUUUGUAGGCAGCUCUUUUUCCCAGCUCUUCCUCCCUGCCACCACUUGCCUCUCUCUUUCCUUCACUUUUUCUUUUUUGACGUGACCAGCGACAGCUUCAGAGCGAUAGCAGGCUGCCUGUCAAAGGAGGAGAGAUAAAGAGAGGGGGAGAGGAAGAGGAGAAGCCUGCUCUUUGAUCAAGUCUGUCAGCCCAAACAACCACAAAUACAGGAAGCAUGUCUACUCCCGUGUCCCCGUCCCCCUCCCUCUCCCCCCUGACCCUGGCCUCCCCCGAGGCCACCCCUGGGGCCUCUCCCCUGCCCUCCCCCCUCACCCCCCCUCCCAGGGUGCCAGUGUUCCAGAGGAAGGGGGCGCUGAAACACAAGAGGAUCAUCGAGGUCAAGGACCACCAGUUCACUGCUCGCUUCUUCAAACAGCCCACCUUCUGCAGCCACUGCACUGACUUCAUCUGGGGAAUUGGAAAGCAGGGAUUUCAAUGUCAAGUGUGCAGUUUCUCUGUCCACAAGCGAUGUCACGAGUAUGUAACCUUCACCUGUCCUGGAGCCCCCACUGCUCCUACAGAAGACUUGAAGAGUAAACACAGAUUUCGACCUCAGACCUACACUUCUCCAACGUUCUGUGAUCACUGUGGUUCUCUGCUCUAUGGCCUUAUCCAACAGGGCAUGAAAUGCUCCUGUUGUGAGAUGAAUGUCCACAAGCGUUGUGAGAGCCUGGUGCCCAGCCUGUGUGGUCAAGAUCAUACAGAGAAGAGAGGCAGGAUCCACCUGACCGUCCGGGGAGAGAACGAGGACAUCUUCAUCACAGUGCGGGAGGCUCGUAACCUGAUCCCCAUGGACCCCAACGGUCUGUCUGACCCCUACGUGAAGCUCAAGCUAAUCCCUGACCCUAAGAGCCAGAGCAAACAGAAGACCAAGACUAUCCGCUCCACACUCAACCCCGUCUGGAACGAGAGCUUCACCUUCUCGGUGCGUGGGCGGCAGUGGGACCGGCGUCUGUCGGUGGAGGUGUGGGAUUGGGAUCGUACGUCUCGGAAUGACUUCAUGGGAUCGCUGUCGUUCGGAGUGAGCGAGAUAUUCCGUCACUCAGUUAGCGGCUGGUUCAAACUGCUGGAUCAGGAUGAGGGAGAGUACUACAACAUGCCUGUCCCUGACGAAAAUGAGCCUAGUGGUCUAGAUGCUAUUCCCCCUCCCUUCUCCCCCUCCCUGAGGCCUGCCCCUGUGUCUGUGUCUGUGUCUGUCCCCGUGUCUGUCCUGUCCCCCUCAGCCCCGUCAGUCCCCUGUCUGGCCACCCUACCUGCAGGACCGGUCAAGCCCAGGGUUUGCCUCCAGGACUUCAACUUCCUCAUGGUGCUGGGAAAAGGCAGCUUUGGAAAGGUACUGCUGGCUGAGGAGAGAGGAAGUGAGCGGCUGUUUGCGGUGAAGGUGUUAAAGAAGGAUGUGCUGUUCCAGGAUGAGGACACAGAGAGUGCCAUGGUGGAGAGGAGGGUUCUGGGACUGGCCAACCGCCCCCACUUCCUCACAGCACUCUACUCAGCCUUCCAGACAGAGGACCGUCUCUACUAUGUGAUGGAGUAUGUCAACGGAGGAGACCUCAUGUUUCACAUCCAGAUAGUUGGCAAGUUCAAAGAGCCUCACGCAGCGUUCUAUGCAGCAGAGAUAGCCAUAGGCCUCUUCUUCCUCCAUACUAAAGGAAUCAUCUACAGGGAUCUGAAGCUGGAUAAUGUGUUGCUGGACAGUGAGGGUCAUAUAAAGAUAGCUGAUUUCGGGAUGUGCAGGGAGGGCAUGUUUGAAGGUGACACUACACGUACCUUCUGUGGGACCCCAGACUACAUCGCACCAGAGAUUGUAGCCUACCAGUCCUAUGGUAAGGCAGUUGACUGGUGGUCGUAUGGGGUGCUGCUCUAUGAGAUGUUGGCUGGACAGCCUCCCUUUGAUGGUAUUGAUGAGGAGGAGUUAUUUCAGUCCAUCAUGGAGCAGAGUGUCUCCUAUCCCAAGAGUCUGUCCCGUGAGGCCGUCGCCAUCUGCAAGGGGCUCCUGACCAAGCACCCAGCGAAGCGACUGGGCGGAGGGGAGGAGGGGGAGAAAGAGAUACGGGAGCAUCACUUCUUCCGUUGGAUGGACUGGGACCGACUGGAGAGAAUGGAGAUACAGCCUCCCUUCAAACCCAGAACUGGUGGGAAGAAAGGGGAGAACUUUGACAAGUUCUUCACAGCGGCUCCGUCUGUGCUGACACCCUCUGACCCUGACGUUCUGGCGGCCAUUGACCAGGAAGACUUCCUGGGCUUCUCCUUCAUUAACCCUGAGCUCGCCCCCCCGACCCUCACUGCCAUCUGAGGGGGUGCAGCUCUCUGUAUUUUUAUCCUCUUCUCUUGGUCUGAAGGGAGCAGCUCUGUCUCUCUCUAUCCUCUCUGUCUAACAGUCUUUUUCUAAAGCAAAUUUCAAAACAGAGAAGAGAAGCACACAAUUUAAACACAAACAAUCAGUAUACACAUCCUAUAGAUAACUCUCCCUCUGUGCUAUACUCUAGAGCCUGAGAAAAUCUGUGUGAUACGGCGAUGGAUGGGCAGAUUAGUGGUACAAGUCAAAUAACACAUUUAGUUGAUGCAAUGCAUACAAAACAACAUUACUGUUAUUUAAAGAUGAUGCAGUUCAUUGCAAACAGAUACUGUAAGAUGACUGAAUCUGACUUAAAUCUGUAGUGGUUUUAAGGUAAAUGUAUUUUAUGACAUGAUAUCAUGCUAAUGUGGUAUCAAUAUCAGAUCUAUUACAUAGAAAUAGAGCUAGAGCUGUCUAUAUGCCAAAUGGAUAAUCUAUUACUUAUGAAAUUAAUUACCUCUGAUAUUAUGUAAAGCAGUAUUUCUUGUGUCAUGUAAUGUCAUAUUGUGUUCUAUUACAUUGUUCUAUUAUAUUAUUACCAAAAAAUUGCUCCUUGUUUUGUGUUUCCAAUUUAACUUCAAUCCAUUGAUCAUAUAAUUGUGAUAUAUAGCUAGAAACCUAGAAGAUGGGUAAGAAAUCAAAUCAAUCAUUAUAAUAUUACUGCUUGAAGAAAAGUUGCUCCUAAUCAGUGAUCUGGGAUCACAUUCCCCUACCUACCCCCAGUCCUAACUUUAACCGUUAGACCUGAGGUGAAUGGUAACCAUUCUUGAAAAUGAAACCAUCUAACCGUGUUCUGAGGUUAAGGGUUAUUUUAACUAACUGCAUGAUUACUUACUCUCCCAUCUCCAUCAACAAAUAAAAUAUUUUACACCAGAUAUGAGGACUACCAAGUCAACCAUCUGAUUGAUGUUUCCAUACUGCACAGCUAUGCCCUGUCAGCCGUACACGUUGUCAUCUCUCAUUAUAUUCCUAGAUCAGUUGCUAUAUUUCUUCAUUUUCUUGCUGAUUUGAGACUUUGACCUGGACCCAAAUUGAAAGUGAAAGCGCUAACUCCGGUCCAACUGAGCUAACUGACCCGGGUUGGCACUACAUCAGACACGUGACCUGAGACUACCCAGGAUAUCUGAGAUGAGGAGAGGACGGUUUUAUAAUGUGAUGUGGCAUUCAGUGGCCAUUUUGGUUGAGGUUCACCAACCAGUGACAGAGUAAAUACAUCUCAUAAGGUUUUGUUCCAUUUCUUGCUGAGACUAGCCAGAAUGUCUGAGAUAAAGGAGAAGACUGUUUUAACAUGCGAUGUGGACCUCAGUGGCCAUUUUGGCUGAGGUUCACCAACCAGUGACAGAGUGACGGAGUAACACAUCUCCGAAGGAAACAUAGUUAGGAGUUAGGAGUUAGGUAGCAUGGUUAGGACAUUUUCAGUAGAGUUGGGAUUCAGUGAGCUACAAUGCUUCUUAUUAAGCCCCAACUAAUAAUAUGCUUAUAUGCUAGCAUAUAACAAAUCAAAUCAAAUCCAAUUUUAUUUGUCACAUACACAUGGUUAGCAGAUGUUAAUGUGAGUGUAGCGAA